AUGAAGCCCAGUGGACGAGCCUGUUCGUAUCUAUUAAUUUAUUUCCCUUCUAUCUAUCUAUCUAUCUAUCUAUCUAUCUAUUUCCGUCUAUUCUCUUUUCGUAUCUAUCUGUCUGACACUUUUCGUUUAUUUCUGUCUAAUUCCCUCUAUCUCGUCAGGGUUAACAGUUUCUUCUUCUUCUUCUUCUUCUUCUUCUUCUUCUUCUUCUUCUUCUUCUUUGUCUCUUGCAGCAUUUCUCCUUCGUCUUCUUUUUCUUCUAAUUAUUUUUCUUUGUCCGUCUUCAUUUUUUUGUCUUUUUGCACCAUUUCUUCUUCUUCUUCUUUACCUCUCUACAUCCCCUUUCUCCUCCAUCUAUUCCUCUUCUUCUUCUUCUUCUUCUUCUUCUUCUUUUACCCUCUACACCCUCUUUUCUCCUCCAUCUAUUUCUUCUUUUUCUUCUUCUUCUCCUUCUUCUUCCUUUUACCCCCUUUCUCCUCCAUCUCUUCUCUUCUUCUUCUUUUUCUUCUUGUCCUCCUCCCUUCUUCUUCUUUAACUCUUUCCCAUUUCUCCUCCAUCUUCUUCUUCUUCUUUUUCUUCUCCUCCUUCUUCUUCUUCUUCUUUAACUUUUUACGCCCCCCUUUCUCCUCCAUCUCUUCUUCUUCUUCUUUUCUUCUUUUCCUCCUUCUUCUUCUUUAA
This is a messenger RNA of Acanthosepion pharaonis, 675 nucleotides long. The record is from the annotation of a GenBank genome assembly. Lineage: Eukaryota; Metazoa; Mollusca; Cephalopoda; Sepiida; Sepiidae.